AUGCAUUCACCGUCACCGCCGACACCAUCACCAGCGACCCCCGCGCCUUCCACCACCCCCGCCCCGGCGCCCGCGUCUACCCUCCCGCGGAACGGUGUGCCACCGCAGACGAUCGUGAUUAAACUCGGCACAUCCUCAAUAGUACACGAAACAACCCACCAACCCCUCCUCUCCAAACUAUCCGCCAUCGUCGAAGUCGUCGUCGAUCUGAAAAGGCACGGGCAUCGCGUUGUGCUGGUUAGCUCGGGUGCGAUUGGGGUGGGGAUGAGGAGGAUGAGGAUGGAGAGGAGGCCGGGGAGUCUUGUUGGGAAACAGGCACUAGCAGCCAUCGGCCAAGGCAGACUUAUAGCGCUGUGGGAUAACCUGUUCAGCCAGCUCGAACAGCCUAUUGCGCAGAUUCUUUUGACGAGGGGGGAUAUUUCUGAUGAAAUCAAAUUCGGAGACAACGACACACUCUCCGCUAUAACCUCCUCCAUGAUCCACGCGGACUACCUCUUCCUAUUGACGGACGUGGACGGGCUGUAUACGGCGAACCCGAGGAAGGAGCCCGGUGCGAGGAUGAUUGAGGUCGUUGAGAGUGUUGCUGGGAUUAGGCGGGAAGUCAGUACGAAUACGCUAGGAUCAAGUCUCGGUACGGGUGGUAUGGAGACCAAGCUAAUCGCAGCGGAAAUAGCAACUGCAGCGGGAGUAACAACAGUAAUCACAACAAGCCAAUCCCCACAAAACGUAUUCAAAAUCAUAGACCGCGUCCUCCCGCGUCCGCCGCAUACGCUGUUCCUCGCUUCGCCUACGCCGCUGCGCGAUUUGAAAGCGUGGACGCGAAAUACGCUGAAUCCGUCGGGGAGCGUGGUGGUUGAUGGGGGUGCGUAUGAGGUGUUGGCGAAGAGGGAGAGUGGGGGGCGGUUGUUGGCUGUUGGGGUGCUGGGUGUGGUUGGGGUGUUUGCGGCGGGGCAGGCUGUUAGGGUUGUUGUUUUGGCGGGGGGGAGGGAGGAAGAGGAGGAGUUGAGUUCGAGGUUUGAGGAGGGGGAGGGAGAGGAGAAGCAGAGGGAGAAGGAAAUCAGCGAGAGUGAUGUAAUUGAAGUUGGCCGUGGACUCGCGAAUUACAAUUCUGCGCAGAUUAUGGCUGUUAAAGGGUUGAAUAGGUUAGUCUCUGUCAUUGCGCAUUGUGUUAUGGGAUGGAUUGCUGAUGUGUUUUUUUUGGAUAGUGCGCUUCUGCCUCGCGUUUUGGGAUAUGCGGAUUCGGAGUAUGUCGUUGAGAAUAUUACGAUUCGGUCGGGGGCCCCCGUUACCUCUGCAGCCAAUAGCAGCCCCGCCGUAUUGGCUCGCGGGAGGGGAAUGCAGUCACUGUGGCUGAUUCUUGCAGGGAAUAGCCACCCCGAGCUCGCCCAAGCUGUGGCCGAGCGGCUCAACGUGCCCCUGGUCCCCGUCACCGUCAAAAAAUUCUCCAACGGCGAAAUCAACGUCAAAAUCUCCGAGUCCGUGCGCGACGAAGACGUCUUCAUCAUCCAGUCCGGAUGCGACGACGUCAACGACAACUUCAUGGAACUCCUCAUUCUGAUCUCAGCGUGCAAGACGGCGUCGGCGAGGCGGAUUACGGCUGUUAUCCCUUGUUUCCCGUAUGCAAGGAUGGAUAAGAAGGAUAAGAGUCGGGCGCCGAUUACGGCGAAGCUUGUGGCGAAUAUGCUGGUUGUGGCGGGGUGUGAUCAUGUUAUUACAAUGGAUCUGCAUGCGAGUCAGAUUCAGGGGUUUUUUGAUAUUCCGGUGGAUAAUUUGUGGUCGGAGCCGUUGAUGGUUGGGUAUAUCAAGAGGGAGAUUGCGGGGUGGAGGGAUGGGAUUAUUGUCAGUCCUGAUGCGGGCGGUGCGAAACGUGCGACUGCAAUGGCUGACAAACUCGGCGUCGAAUUCGCCAUCAUCCACCGAAAGCGAAACGGGAAAUCGCUCUCUGCGCCGGAGCAUAUGGAGAUUCUCGUUGGUGAUGUGCAGGAUAAGGUAGCGAUUCUGGUGGACGAUAUGAUCGAUACGGGCAACACGCUCACGAUGGCUGUCAAAACGCUCCAUGAAAAGGGCGCAAAGUCGAUAUAUGCGUUGAUUUCGCAUGACGAAUAUGAGUAUGAUUGA
Molecule: messenger RNA, 2118 nt
Organism: Psilocybe cubensis
Lineage: Eukaryota; Fungi; Basidiomycota; Agaricomycetes; Agaricales; Agrocybaceae
Exons: 12
Coding region: 1-2118 (705 amino acids)
Biological process (GO): 5-phosphoribose 1-diphosphate biosynthetic process; purine nucleotide biosynthetic process; ribonucleoside monophosphate biosynthetic process
Cellular component (GO): ribose phosphate diphosphokinase complex; cytoplasm
Molecular function (GO): glutamate 5-kinase activity; RNA binding; magnesium ion binding
Source: RefSeq, a predicted model, not a curated record